Hyaena hyaena (striped hyena) is the source of this 1481-nucleotide messenger RNA. RefSeq names its product inhibitor of growth family member 4 (gene ING4). Gene Ontology annotation, cellular component: nucleus. The transcript is spliced from 8 exons. NCBI's taxonomy places the organism in Eukaryota, Metazoa, Chordata, Mammalia, Carnivora, Hyaenidae. The record is from RefSeq and is a predicted model, not a curated record. Gene Ontology annotation, biological process: regulation of DNA-templated transcription; positive regulation of apoptotic process. The coding region runs from base 202 to 870 and encodes 222 amino acids.
GGGACAGGCUAAAGAAACCAUCACUAUUGGGAUUAUCAGAAAGUAUAUGAUGAGAUUUGGAAUCCUAAGAAGAAGAAAGUUACUGAAAGCAAGAAGAUGUGCCAUCUGUUGCAGACAAAAUUUUUAAGAUAGGACUAAUAACAGAUCAUUUGAUUUGGUAUCGAAAACCUCCCCUUUGAACUGCAGAGAAACUUUCAGCUCAUGAGGGACCUGGACCAAAGAACAGAGGACCUCAAGGCUGAAAUUGACAAGUUGGCCACUGAGUAUAUGAGUAGCGCCCGCAGCCUGAGCUCCGAGGAAAAACUGGCCCUUCUCAAACAGAUCCAGGAAGCCUAUGGCAAGUGCAAGGAAUUUGGUGACGACAAGGUGCAGCUUGCCAUGCAGACCUAUGAGAUGGUGGACAAACACAUUCGGCGACUGGACACAGACCUGGCCCGUUUUGAGGCUGAUUUGAAGGAGAAGCAGAUUGAGUCAAGUGACUAUGACAGCUCUUCUAGCAAAGGCAAAAAGAAAGGCCGGACUCAGAAGGAGAAGAAAGCUGCCCGUGCUCGUUCCAAAGGGAAGAACUCAGAUGAGGAAGCUCCCAAGGCUGCCCAGAAGAAGUUAAAACUUGUGCGCACAAGUCCUGAGUAUGGGAUGCCCUCAGUGACCUUUGGCAGUGUCCACCCCUCUGAUGUGUUGGAUAUGCCUGUGGAUCCCAACGAACCCACCUAUUGCCUUUGUCACCAGGUCUCCUACGGAGAGAUGAUUGGCUGUGACAACCCUGAUUGUUCCAUCGAGUGGUUCCACUUUGCCUGUGUGGGGCUGACAACCAAGCCUCGGGGGAAAUGGUUCUGCCCACGCUGCUCCCAGGAACGGAAGAAGAAAUAGAUAAGGGCUUUGGAUUCCCACACAGUUUCUUCCACGUCCCCGGCCCCGGGCUAGUGGGGAGAGGAAAGCUUGUGCUGGGGGCCCCGGGGGCCCAGGGAGAGCGCACGGCGUGGUGGUGUCAUCCCUCCUCCUCCCCUCUCCCCACUCCUGGUGCUGAGGCUGCAUCCUAACCCUGGCCGGGAGGGGUGCCGCAGCCGUGGACCGUCUGUGCUCUCACUCAGCCCGCCCCCCUCAGAGGGACGCGGUCCUGCCCACUGCCCUUUGCCUCCAUGCCGAGGUUGGUGCUGUAUUUCCAAGGGAUGGUCCUCUUUACUCCCCUUGCUUUGUAUUGAAGGACUUGGGGCAGUAGCAUGGGGGCACCCCCGGCCCCCCUGAUCCCCUGCCCCUGUAGGGGGCCAUGGUGUGAUGAGCUCUCUUUGUUCCCUUCCUGCUUUUUCCAUGGUAGGGCCUCCCCCAGAGCAUCCGGGCAGUGGCCUUAGUUGAAGGGGCACCCCUUGCUCUGUGCCAACAGGGCUCGUCCCGGCCUCGUGAAUGGGAGAGGGGCCAAGGUGGGAUGCAGGUCACUCACAUGUAAAGGAAUUUGAGUAGGUGAAUAAAAGCUAUCCGUGUUG